AUGGCAACCCCAGGCCAUUCGACGGAUGUUCCAACACUGGUGGCCCUCAUCAAGACACUGACAAACCCGUCAUUAAAAGAUCUGUUGAGGUCCGAAAGCCUCCAGGUAUCAGGAGUGAAGAUAGCCCUGCAGCUCCGCAUUAUCCAACGGCUUGAAGAAGUUGCGACCUCAGACCGUCUAAGCUUCGAUGCAUUAGCGCGGCGCAUUCUGGAUGUUGCUCUUCCCAGGUCACGAUACUCACCACAUACUGGAAAUCAAUAUCAGGCGCCACCCAUUUCACAGUCUCCCGCGCAGGCUCGGUCGGCGACCCUCGGGGUUUCCAUGUCACCCCACCCGUACACUGCUGGUCCGGGCAAUUCUCUCUCAAAACCCCCUGCGGCCUCUAAUAGGCCUCCAGGUCGAUUGGAGUUUAAAGAAAGCCCCUUCUUUACGAUUAUUGAGGCCUUAACUCCUGUGGUGGAAUGCAAGAUUCGCGAACAAACCCGGGAUAGUGUGGAACUCAAGGUCAUGCUUUCUCACCGAACUGCUCAAAAGUUGCAGAUGGAUUCCAACGCCCGAGUCAUGGUAUAUUGUGCUGCAGAUUCAGGCCUUACCCAGUACACCAAGUCGGAUAUCGCAUUUCCACAUCAGGUGGAGCUCAAGGCGAAUCUCGAUGAAGUGAAAGCCAAUCUCAGAGGCUUGAAAAACAGACCAGGCACUACGCAACCUGCAGAUGUCACCAAUUACAUCCGGAAGAAGCCCGAUUACCCGAACAACAUUGUCAUGACUUAUGCAUUGACGCAAAAGAAAUUCUUCGCGCUUGCCAACCUCGUCAGACAACAUCCGAUUGAGGAUCUCGUCUCGCAGUUGAGGACACGGAAACUCAUUUCAAAGGAGCAGGUCAUACGUGAAAUGAAAAAUCGCGCACACGACUCUGAUAUCGUUGCCACAUCGAGUGUCAUGUCGCUGAAAUGCCCUCUAUCGACCCUUCGCAUCAAGGUUCCUUGUCGGUCUAUCGUCUGCACUCACAACCAGUGCUUCGAUGCAUCAUCUUUCUUAGAAUUACAAAAGCAAGCCCCAACUUGGACCUGCCCUGUGUGUUCCAAAUCAACUAGCUUCGAGUCUCUGCAAGUCGACCAGUACGUUGAUGAUAUCCUUCAAACAACUUCAUCGGAAAUCGAUCAAGUCACCGUUGAGCCUGACGGUACGUGGUCAGGUCCUAGUGACUCGGACAUAGUCAAGCUGGGCGGUAUGACGCCAGCAUCAAACGAUGACGACGAUGAUGACUUGAUUGAAAUCAGCGAACCGGGUAUUCCCUCUGUAAAACAGGAACCGGGACCCCCAAAUCUCGCUCUAGAAAGGACACCCGCGCAGUCAAGGGAGGCAUCAACCCCGUCCUCCGUUGCGCGUCUGUCGAACAAAAAGAGACCUGUCUCCCAAGUCAUUGAUCUCACAGAAAGUGGCGAUGAGGAUGAUGAGUUUCCUGUUCCAUCUCCUAAACGGCUCGCUCCAAACUUGCCAUCUCGGUCCUUUCCCCGACAAGAUUACCACCUACCGUCGGCCAGUAGCCCUCUGAAUGGCAGUUCCUAUCCUCCAUCAAUUUAG
This is a messenger RNA of Penicillium canescens, 1584 nucleotides long. RefSeq lists its product as uncharacterized. The transcript has 6 exons. Gene Ontology annotation, molecular function: SUMO ligase activity; zinc ion binding. The record is from RefSeq and is a predicted model, not a curated record. Gene Ontology annotation, biological process: protein sumoylation. Bases 1 to 1584 code for a protein of 527 amino acids. Lineage: Eukaryota; Fungi; Ascomycota; Eurotiomycetes; Eurotiales; Aspergillaceae.